AUGAGCCCCUUUGCCGGUAUUCUGCUAGCAGCUGCGUCUGCGCUUCAGACGCCGGCGUUCGUGCUCCGCCGCGCGCUGCCAAGCGGCGUGGCACGCGCUAGAGCUCUGGAGAUGGAUGCACCCACGAGCCGCGGCGCACGCGGCCGCUUUCAGCCGGCCGUCCUCGCGGGGAACGCGAGCGCCGCUCUGGCGAGCGCAAAGGUGGCGCUGCGGCAGCCGCCGACGACGGCCGCGGCCAAGGUCGGCCUCGUGCGCGAGGUGAACCAGCUGCUGCGGCUGCUCGGCGACCGCGGCGCGCUGGCCGAGGCGGGCGAGGUCUUCCGCGCGAUGCUCGAUGCGAGGCUGACGCCGACGCAGGUGACGUACGGCACGCUCAUCGCCCGCGCGGGCACCUGGCGCCAGCCGCGGCUCGCGACCGCCUACUACAAGGACAUGCAGCGGCGCGGCAUCGAGCCCGACACGCUCACGCACAACUCGCUCAUCAAUGCGUUCGCAAAGGCGCACGACCUCGAAAAGGCGCUCGCGGUGGCGGCGGCGAUGCGGCGGCGCGGUCUCACGCCGACGACAGUGACGUACAACACUCUGCUCGACGGCUGCGCGCGCGCCCGCAACCUCACCCUGGCCGCGGCGACUCUUGCAGAGCUGCGCGCCGCGGGGCUGGCGCCGAGCGAGCGGCCUCUCCCGAUCUGGAUCCCCGGGUGCGGAUCGGCGGAGUCCUCUGGGGUCGGGGCGCGGUCCUGGGGGCCGGGCCGCCUUCUGCCGGGGGGCUGCCUGCAGCACGGCGAGGUGCUGCUCGCGCGGGAAGUGCUCUCGUACAUGACCUCCGCCGGCAUUGCGCCCUCCGCCCACUCCUUCACCACCCUCCUCCACGCCGCCGCCUCGCGCCGCCGCCUCACCGCCACGCCGCACACGGAGCGGGGCGGCGCGACCAAGAGAGGGGGCGUCGGGCCGCCGUCGGACGAGCUGCGGGCCGUCUUCGCCGUCUUCGGAGAGAUGCGCGCCUCGGGCGUCUCGCCCGACCGCGCCGCCUUCAACGCGCUCGUGCACGCUUGCGCGCGGGAGGGAGACGUGCCUCGCGCCGAGGGCGCGUUCGGCGAAAUGGUAGCGGCGGGGAUCGGCCCCGACGCCAUCUCGUACACGUGCUUGCUCAAGGCCUGCGCCGUCGCGGGCGACCACGUGCGCGCCGAGCGCAUCUGGGUCGAGAUGCAGCAGCGCACCAACCACUACUCGACCUACACGCCGCCCACGCCCCACUCGUACGCCCACCUGAUGGCGGUGCAGCGGCGCGCGGGCAACGCGUCGCGGACGCUGCAGCUGCUCGAGGAGCUCCGCGCGUCGGGGCUCACGCCCUCGACGGUGCACUACUCGCUCGCCCUCCGGGCGUGCGAGCAGCACCGCGAGCUGCCAAACAGCCUGCAGCGCGCGCUCGCCCUCUACUCGCAGAUGCGGGCGCAGGGCCUCCGGCUCGACUCGCGCGGCCUCCUCGCGGCGACCCGCCUGUGCGACGCGCAUGGCCGACCCGACCUCUCGGCGCGCCUGAGGCAGGAGCGCUCGAUGGACCUGCCAUUCGGCGGCGCCGGGAAGCAACGCCGCAGUGGCGGCAACAGCUGA
This is a messenger RNA of Emiliania huxleyi CCMP1516, 1611 nucleotides long. RefSeq lists its product as hypothetical. The record is from RefSeq and is a predicted model, not a curated record. Gene Ontology annotation, molecular function: protein binding. The coding region runs from base 1 to 1611 and encodes 536 amino acids. The transcript has 6 exons. NCBI's taxonomy places the organism in Eukaryota, Haptophyta, Isochrysidales, Noelaerhabdaceae.